AUGUCAUGCUUCCUCGAGUCCUGGCAGGCAAAUGGCAUGCGAAAGGAGUUCAAGUUCCCAGAGGACUUCCGCGCUAGCUGCCAGGCAGCACCCAACCAGACUGGAUGCAAGCCCUGGGAGGAGGUAAUCCAUUGGGGCGGAGGGAGGCAAGGCACGCAGCGCUUCGAGAACUUAUGGGAUGAGCCUUACGUUUUCGCGGUGGUGGUGGCUGAUGGCAAGGGCUCUGAGGGGUACCAAUGCCUUCUUGGCAGUCAGCGCAUCCUUCAUUUCACAGCACUUUUGGCUCAAACUUUGCAUCAUUCACUGCUCUUCCAGGCAAUCAGGAUGAAGUUCUUCAAGGCCGUCGCAACUUUCGGGUUCGGUUUCGCCGCAGCUCAGGGCAACCGCCGCUCCGAGCUGUUGCCACGUGCUGAGGUUGAGAAGCUUGGCAUCGUGUGGCGUGGCAAUGCCACGAACCAACAAAGUACUCAUGACCUCCUUGAGGCAACGGAGUACCCCUCAGACUUCAGCUGGUGCAACAAGGAUGGAAAGAGCUACUGCACCAUGUCGCGCAACCAGCACAUUCCUCAGUACUGUGGGUCCUGCUGGGCUCAUGGGGCAAUCUCAGCUCUUGGCGACCGGAUUAAGAUUGCGCGCAAUGCUCAGGGCGUUGACAUCAACCUUGCCGUCCAGCACCUCCUCAAUUGCGGUGGUGUGGGCACUUGCAAGGGGGGCAGCGUUGACGGCCCUUACCAGUGGCUGAUGGAGAUCUCCAAGAAGGGCACGGGAAUCAGCUAUGAGACGGCAAACCCCUACGUGGCCUGCAGCUCGGACUCGGACGAGGGCUUCUGCAAGCACGUUGACACGUCCUGCAAGGCCCUCAACGAGGGUGGGCCGUGCACUGGUCUUGGCGAGUUCCCCAACGCCACCAUCUCAGACUAUGGCUCCAUCAGCGGUGCGGAUGCCAUGAUGAAGGAGAUCUUCCAUCGUGGUCCCAUUUCCUGCGGCGUUGACGCCAACCCAUUGCUCAACUACGAGUCCGGCAUCAUCAAGACGAAGGGCGAGGGCGUUGACCACGUCGUGUCUGUGGUUGGAUGGGGCACUGACCCUAAGGAUGGCAUGUUUUGGAUCGUGAGGAACUCGUGGGGAGAGUACUGGGGGGAGAUGGGUUACUUCAGGGUGGCCAAGGGCGCGCUCCUCUUGGAGGACCAGUGCUCCUGGGCUGUGCCUGGCAGCUUCACCGCCGCGGAGAAGAAGAACCAGGUGCACUGCCACGAGGGUGGUGACAACUGCAAAGCAGAGGGCGUCGCGCAGAUGGUUGUCUAA
Symbiodinium pilosum is the source of this 1305-nucleotide messenger RNA. NCBI's taxonomy places the organism in Eukaryota, Dinophyceae, Suessiales, Symbiodiniaceae. The record is from the annotation of a GenBank genome assembly.